Debaryomyces fabryi is the source of this 1074-nucleotide messenger RNA. RefSeq names its product Sas2p (gene SAS2). The record is from RefSeq and is a predicted model, not a curated record. Lineage: Eukaryota; Fungi; Ascomycota; Pichiomycetes; Serinales; Debaryomycetaceae. The transcript has a single exon. Bases 1 to 1074 code for a protein of 357 amino acids. Gene Ontology annotation, molecular function: histone acetyltransferase activity. Gene Ontology annotation, biological process: regulation of DNA-templated transcription.
AUGCUGGCAACUGCUAAAUCCAAUUCUAAGUCAUCGAAGCAUGAAAAAGAUAAUGAAUUCUAUGGUGUUUUGAACGAGCCAAAUAUAGGGAAAGUUGUUUUUGGAAAUUAUGAAUUUGAUACCUGGUACGGUAAUGCAGCAUAUUUUAGCUCCCAGGGACCCCAUUCUAUAUUAGGAUAUGAGUUUUCAAACAAGAUAGUGAAUGCUACGGGACAGAAGGAUAAAAAGAAGGUCAUUGAACGGAUAUCUGAGACGGAGAGUAAAUCAAAGAAUGAUUCGUUGUGGUUAGAUAAAUUAUACAUCUGUCAAUACUGCUUUAAAUAUACAGAUAAAGAGCAAUUCAUGGGGCAGCAUCAAGCAGUAUGUCCAUUAAAUUCUAGAUUUCCUUCAAUAGGGGAAUUGUUAUAUAGGGACGACGAGUCUCCGUACUUCAUUAUUCGUGUCAGAGGGUUUAUGCAUCAACUAUUUUGCCAGGCACUUUCAUUAUUCGGGAAACUAUUUCUUGAAGACAAAUCUGUAUACUAUAAUGUGGAUGCAUUUGACUAUUACAUUAUCUAUGGUCUCAAUCAAAAUCUGGAUCAUACAUUUCCAGAAGAAAAGUUUGUUCCUAUGGGAUUCUUUUCGAAAGAAGUACUAUCGUGGGAUGAAGAUAACAAUUUAGCGUGCAUAUGUGUUUUUCCACCAUUUCAAAGGCGGCAUCUUGGUUCUCUUUUGAUAGAAUUUCUGUAUGCAUUGGCCAGAGUUACCCCUGGUCAGUAUAGAAGUGGGCCCGAAUUUCCAUUAUCUCCGUACGGCAAAAUGAGUUAUUUACGUUACUGGUCAAGAAAAUUGGCAUCUAUCCUAUUGCAAACUUUCAAAAUAAAUGAGGAAUUUAAUCUAGCUAAGCUAGCAGAUAUUACUGGUUUCCGGAAAGAAGACAUUUUACUAACUUUGGAAUAUAUGCAAAUAUUACAAGUUACUAGUGAUGGUGGAGUUACUUUGUCUUUUGGCAAUUUGAAUCAAUGGUGCUCUGAAAAUAAUGUUGAUCCUUUGCAAGAGAAGACCAUGUUAAACCCGAAUUGCCUUUUAAUUUAA